ACUCGCUCGGAACGGACGUGUCCAACGCUUAACACUGGUAAAUUGUGAUAAAGUGCAGUCGCGCAAAAUAAGCCUAAAUCACGCCUGUGAGAAAAUCAAAUUUAAUUGAGAAGCUAAAAUUGUAUAUGUACUACAUAUAUGUAUGUGUAUAUGCAAACAUAAGUGCAAAGCAGAAGCUAAAGUGUAACUGUGCUGGUAUCCCCCACCCAGUCUCUGUGUCUGAGCGAGUAUAUAUUUAUAUAUAUGCACGUUAGUGUGUGUGUGUGCUUUGUACAACACAGAAAUUUUCACAUAUAAAUUCGAUGUGGAAAAUUGAAUUAAGAAAUUCUGUGUGUCCAUGCAAAUGAAUGAAAAUUGAAUUAAGAAUUUAUUACAAAUAAUUAAAAAACUGCAGAACUGUGCAAAGUGUAUCAGUAAAGAUACAAGAUCAACAAGUAAAAGAAGAACAGCUGCGUGAAAUAGAACAGCAACCAGAGCAACUGCAAGUGUAACUCGUUAAACUGUUUCGCGCGGCAGGGAAUGGUAUAUUUCUUGGGGGAUUGGGGCAUGGGAGAUUCUGACUUGUCGUCAUAUCAGCAGCAUGUUCCAAAUAUACAACAACAACAGCAGCAGCAGCAACACCAACGCAUCCAUGGACACCAGCAGCAGCAGCAUCAACAUCAGCAGCAACAACAACAGCAGCAGCAGCACCAGCAGCAGCAACAACAGCAACAGCAACAACAAAACCAGCUGGUUGCACAAAUCUCAAAUAGCCUAAGCCUAUUGCAAUCGCAGCUGCAAUUCGCCAGCGGAUCCAGCUUCCUACAACAGCAACAUUCACCACAGCAACAUGUGGGUGGCCCAAGGAGCAGCAGUGCCAACAGCAACAGCAACGUCAACAGCAGCAGCAGUCUGGUAACAGCUAAUCUACAGCAACUAUCGGUGAGCAACAGCGGCAACAACAAUAGCGCCUGCAACACGCCCACCAAAACACAACAGCAGCAGCAACAGAUUGACUCUCAUCCACCCGCCUCUGGCGCGGCUCUCAAAGUACAUUCGUCUUGGUUGAGGCAAUGCUCCGAAUCAAACAACUCGCAAUCGACGGCCGAUAGUUGCGGCAGCAAGACAAAACCAACACAGCUUAGUAAGGAUCUCCUGGAUAACGAGGAUGAGGUGGCCCUUCAUCCGCUUUCCAAUCAGGUGGGAGGACACACGCGCCUCUUGCUGCUCAACCAGUCAACGGUGAUCAAGCCGCUGAAUUUGCGCGAAUUGGACUUCUAUCAGAACAUUCCGCAGGACGUACAGAAGUUUGUGCCCAAGUACAAAGGCGUUAUGCAAGCGACUUCUAUGGGCGGCGUUAAGCUGGACAAGCGCUACUCGCCCAGCUUCCGUGACGAUGCUGCCGCGGUGCCAGUUCGCAAGAUGAGCGCCUCAAAGCGCAAGCGGGACGAAGUUCUCAGAAUGAAGGUGCAUAAGAACGGAAAUGCGGCCGAUGUUAUUAAGAGCAUUUCGCAACUUGACAACUCCAAUAAGCAAUAUUUCUUGAUGCUCGAGAAUAUUACAUCGCAGUUCCGUAAUCCCUGUAUUUUGGACCUGAAGAUGGGCACUCGCCAGCAUGGCGACGAUGCGUCCGCAGAGAAACGAUCCAAACAAAUGGCUAAGUGCGCGGCCAGCACCUCAGGUUCGCUGGGAGUCCGCCUUUGCGGCAUGCAGACCUACCAGGCCGAUAUGGAGCAGUAUGCCAAACGUGACAAGUACUGGGGACGUGAGCUCAACGAGGCGGGCUUCAAGACCGCCUUGCAUGACUUCUUCUACAACGGGUUUCGUCUGCGCAUUCGCGUCAUACGCAAGAUCUUGCAGCGAUUGUUGCAGCUGCGACGUGUUAUUGAGAAACAGUCCAGUUACAGAUUCUACUCCUGCUCAUUGCUCAUCGUGUACGAAGGCUAUGAAGAGAAUCCCAUGGCACAUCCGCCCUCCAUGGAUCUGGACGAUUGGCUGGAGGCGCCAAAGUCCGCGACACUGCAGCCGACAGCUGCCUUCGAUUAUCACCCGGAGAACAGUAUAGACGAAGAUGACAUUGAAGAUGAUGAGGCAGGACACGAGGCAGGCGAUGAACUAGAACCACACGAUACUGAUGAGGACCUGCAACUGGUGGCGGCCGUUGAUAGCGGCAACGCCUCGGCUACUAACAGCAGCACCGGCGCAGAUGGCUGCAACUAUGACGCAGACGCGUCUAAUGACUCAAACUCGCGCUUGAAUCUAGCCACACGUCGUCAUUUACACAAACGUGGCUUUGCGGAAGCAGCGGCACGUGGCGUUAAGCAAACGGCCACUAGCUCCACAACGACCACCGACGAGGAGGAGGAGGAAGAUGAUGAAAGAAACAAGGCACAGCAUUCGCACUCGCAUUUGUCCGCCAUGCCGCCGCCGCGCAGUUGCGGCGUCCUGCCCACUAAAUCGGUGACUGGUGUCAAAGGCGGCAGUGCCAAUGCCAGUGCCACACCCGCAUUCAUUCCAAUAUCAGAAGAGACAGUAUUUUUGGAUCCUGAGCCAACGCUGCCCAGUGUGACAACCUCAUCGCCACAUUCCGGAGAUUCCUGGAUGAAUUACAGCAGCAACAGCAGCGACGAUUUCUCUGGCCUAUCGGAGCAAAUCAAGGCCGUAGCCAGCGGGCGGCAGACAUGCAACAACAGCUCCGAUGACGGUAGCUCGGACUACGAAAGCAGCAUUAUUGGACCCACGGAGGCCAUGUUCAAGCGGUACAAGUCGCAGCAAUCAUUCGAUGCAGCAGCAACAGCGGGCAGCUUGGAGCACACCUCGCCGCCUCACACAGCGGGCAAUUCGAGCGCCACAAUUAAGUCGGUUGUCUCGCCCGCCUCUUCCAGUGCAUCUUCCCUGAAAUCAGUAAAGGGUGCUGUGAAGCGUUUGCGCUGCAAGGACGACGAUGAACAUUAUGCAGCUCACGAUGACUCCCGAGAGGCGAAGAAAUCGACCAUAACAUCCACGCCGGUUUCGGCUGUCUCCUCGCCCUCAAAGUCGCACACAGUGUCGGCGGUGCAGCGCAGUUGCGAAAAUAUAUCCAACUCGUUGCUCGCUGGCAUUCUGCUGGACUCACUGGAGCGUCGUGCCAGUGCCGAAGGUGACAACAACAACACCAACAGCGAGCCAAAAUCAUCCACAACUGCAGUACGAAACUCAGCGCUAAUGCAUGGCUCCAAGUCGCUGGACAUGUCCGCACCGCCUACAGAUGAUUCAGCCUGCUUUGUGGACGUACGUCUCAUUGACUUCGCCCACACAGCAUUUGUACCGCGAAACGGGAGCAUGUUGCCAACGGCAGCCACCGCGCCAGUUCACCAUGGCCCGGACGGCGGCUUUCUCACCGGGCUGGACAGCCUCAACCGUCUGCUCAACGAGAUAUUGGCCGAGGAGAGUAUCUAAUCUGUUAGCAGCAGUUACCCCAAUUGAAGCUUCCAGCGGAGCCCACGCAAAGUUUGCGUGCGGGAACGGAGAAUAAGUUAAAAUUAAAAAAGUACAAUUUGAUUUCAAAAAAAUUACCUAAAUUGUUGUAGCAACAUGUGUUAAAUUAUGAAACUAAUCUUUAGAAAUUCGAAAUGUGAUUCAGCUAACAAAAACAAAAAAUACAAAAGUUAAAACAAACAAAAAUUAACAGACAAAAGAAAAGCAAAAAAAAAAAUGGAAUUGGAAUGCCAAUAUUUUUAAACAAAAAGAAACAUACGAUAAGUGCAAGGCAAAGAAGGCAUAAAGAGCUGACAUUUGUUCAUAUAUUAUUUAGGAUCUGAAUGUGUGAAACUUAAAUCUAAAAUUUAUUUGCAAAUGUAUCUUCCAAAAGAUCAAUUUAUUGAAAUAUUAAUGGAUUGUUCAAGCCUUCUGCAUUUCCAAGCGCUGAAACAGAAAGAAAAACAAAGAAAACUAAUUUCGUUGACUUUGGUGUUUUAAGUUUGUGAGAAAUGAAUAUGAAAACCAACAACUAUAUAAAUAUAUAUGUAUUGUAUUUUUAACUAAAUAAUUGGCAUGCAUGUCGUGCAUUUUUAUACCUAGCUAUUACAAUACAUACAAUGCAAAUGACAAAGCGUAAGAACAGUAUUUUGUUAUAUUUUUCAUCUUUGCUUUAAAAUUGUUCCCUUUCUAAUUGUAGGAAUCGCAGUUUAUCUGUAAAAGUAUGAGAGGAGCAAGAAAAACGCUAUUAACAUAAAUCGUAAAAAACAUACAUGUAUAUUACUAUUACUUAUUGUAUAACUAGAAAAUUAAAUGGAAAC
This is a messenger RNA of Drosophila hydei, 4256 nucleotides long. RefSeq lists its product as uncharacterized. Lineage: Eukaryota; Metazoa; Arthropoda; Insecta; Diptera; Drosophilidae. Gene Ontology annotation, cellular component: nucleus; cytoplasm. Bases 520 to 3417 code for a protein of 965 amino acids. The record is from RefSeq and is a predicted model, not a curated record. Gene Ontology annotation, molecular function: inositol hexakisphosphate kinase activity. The transcript has 8 exons. Gene Ontology annotation, biological process: phosphatidylinositol phosphate biosynthetic process; inositol phosphate biosynthetic process.